Molecule: messenger RNA, 1431 nt
Organism: Seminavis robusta
Lineage: Eukaryota; Bacillariophyta; Bacillariophyceae; Naviculales; Naviculaceae
Source: the annotation of a GenBank genome assembly
AUGUCCUUUGAGGAUCUAUUUUUCUUCGAUAGGACAGGUGAUGACAUGCAAACUUUCUCUCAUAGCAUCACAGGAUGGGAUGUUAGCAAAAUCACCAACAUGUACAGAAUGUUCAGGGGUGCUACAUUCUUCAACCAAGACAUUUCUUCGUGGGAUACAGGUUCAGUUACUUCCAUGCAAGCCAUGUUCCGUGACGCAACCGCCUUCGAUAAAAACAUUGGCGGAUGGGAUCUCAGGGAAGUUGCACGUUCAGCAUCCAUGUUCCGUGGAGCUACCAGCUUUAAUCAAAACAUCGGUGGCUGGACAGUGAGCAAAGUAACACACCUUCCGAACAUGUUCAGAAAUGCCAACUCCUUCGAUCAAGAUAUUUCUGGUUGGGAUGUGUCAAACGUUUUGGAUAUGCAGAAUUUGUUCUUUGAGAACUAUUCCUUCAACCAAAACAUCAGUGGCUGGGAUGUCUCAAAGGUCACCAACAUGUUGCAAACUUUUAGCGCUGCAACAGCAUUCAACCAAAAUUUGUGUGCUUGGGGCGGCAAGGGGUCAGGGUGGGGUAGCACCUUUUCGGGAAGUGCUUGUUCAGAACACGGAGACCCAACGUUGCAGUCUGAUGGGGUAACAUGGUCUCCUUUGUGUCAUCUCUGCCCACUCCCCAGUGAAUCUCCCAGCCAAGCUCCAAGUUUAAGUCCCACUACCAGCCAGCUGCCAAGUGAGAAUCCCACUAAUGCACCCACUUCCUCCCCAAGCUCUGCUCCAAGUUCCUUUCCAAGCAGGUCUCCGAGUAGCUCGCCAUCCGCGAGCCCACCCAAAACCCCAGAACCAAGUAGCUCGCCAUCCGCGAGCCCACCCAAAACCCCGGAACCAAGUAGCCCACCAAGUAUUUCACCAUCUCAUGUCCCAUCAUUGGAACCUUCUACAGUGCCAUCUUCUUAUGCCCCAUCCAUGGCACCUUCUCAUUUGCCAUCUUCUAAUCCAACUACAAGCCCUACAACUGCAUUUCCCACCACUGGUGCCCCAACAGCCGUUCCUUCAGAAUCCCCUUCUUCUGAUCCAACGACAAUUCCUACAACAUCCUCUUCCAAUGCUGUUGUUGGUUUAAGUGUGUAUGAUCAUAAUGCAGGUCCUGGUGAUGGUGCAAAGUACUUUGUAACAGAGGAUACAACCAUCACCAAUCCCGGCUCCAUUUCCCUUGGGAUUUGGGCAGAUGUUCAUGAUCCGUUGGUGACCCAAGUGUUUUUUCAGGUUAGUGGGGGGUCCCGAAAUGAUGGUUCUUUUACUUUUGCCUCCAAUUUGGGUGACAACAAAUGGAGCUAUGGCAUUUUUUGGGACCAAGUUUCGGAUCCUUCUGGUACAGUCAUAAUGGUCGCGGCCAUACCGUAUAUUGGAGGUACGCCUGGAACAAGUCUUUCCGUUACAAUCACUAUAAACUACUAG